AAAAAACAAUUGACAAUCGUUGUUAGGCAACGAUUAGCAUAUUUUUUCUAUGCAAAUGUUUAUUAAUGUGUCAGCCAUAGUGCAAUCAAUCCCGCACGAAAAAAAAAUGUUUAAAACUUUUUAAUUAACAGCAAUAUUAUUAUUUUUUUUUCAAAAUUAUAUUAGUGAUGAAUUAAAUUCAAAAGGAAAAUUUCACAAUCCACAAAUUAACAACGGGAAAGAAGAAAAAAAUCUCGAGCCGAGGAAAUUUUCUUUCGCGAACAUCGUGAUAUGACUCAUCUCCAUAAAAAGGAUUAAAUAUGAGUUCUAAUGGUGUUCCAAAAUUCGCGGCUCUAGUAUUUAAUGCGAUUCGCCGACUCCAAGAUGUUCAGGGUUCGACUACAAAAGAAAUAAAUAAUUAUAUUGCUCAAGAAUAUAAUGUUCCGAAUAAGGAUAUUCGCAGACAAGUCCAACUUGCCCUACGUCGGGGACUCUCCUACGGAAUUCUUCAACGCGCAAAGGGUGGUUACUACGUUUGCAACAAAUUGAGUCCCACGAACGCGUUAAAAGAAGUGCAAGACGAAAGUGCAUUCUGCUGUAAAUAUGGAAGAUCGAGAAAGAAGAAAAUGAAGGUGAAAAAAAGAGCGGGUUGCAGAAGUGCGAGUCGAAGGAAAAGUCGAAGCAGAAAAGCGGGAUGUGGUUGCAAACGAAAAUCAAGACGCAAGAGUAUGAAAAGAAAAUGUGGUACACGCAGAUCUAGAAGUAGAUCAAAAAGAAGAUCGCGAAAAAGUAAACGCAGUUGCAGAUCAAUGAAGAGAAGUUCCAAGAGCAUGAAACGAAAGAAGAGUAAGAGGAGCAGUAGUCGCAGUGGAUGUCCAAGAAAGCCAAAAUGUGGCAAAAUAAAUAUAAACAAUCCGGAAAGUAAUAAAGAAGGGAACCCGAAUUCGGCUACGUCACUAAAUUCCGCAACUAUACCUGGAAGACCGGCCUCUUCAAAUCGAUGUGCAGAUGAAGAUUGAGCGCACCGGAAGUGACAUCGUGACAAGAACCCAAGAAAUCGAAAAGUCUUAAAUCAUAUUUUUUUUUUCAAAUUCAAAUCAUCAAAGUGUGGGACACAUUUUUUUUAUACAUUUAUACCUAGAUUUCU
Leptopilina heterotoma is the source of this 1126-nucleotide messenger RNA. RefSeq names its product serine/arginine-rich splicing factor 4-like. Lineage: Eukaryota; Metazoa; Arthropoda; Insecta; Hymenoptera; Figitidae. Gene Ontology annotation, cellular component: nucleosome. Gene Ontology annotation, biological process: nucleosome assembly. Gene Ontology annotation, molecular function: DNA binding. The record is from RefSeq and is a predicted model, not a curated record. The transcript is spliced from 5 exons. The coding region runs from base 300 to 998 and encodes 232 amino acids.